AUGUCUUCCACGCCGAAGAGCCCAGCGCAUACGCCAAAAAUGCAGUCGCAUGACCUAGACCCCGACACAAGGCGCAGUGUCUUCUGGGUGGGCAACGUUCAUUGCGCCUCAUGCGUGGCCUAUGUUACCGAGAUUCUUUCUGAAAUCCCAACCGUUAGGGAUAUCGACGUGUCAAUCCUGACCCACGAAGUGCGAGUCACUCAUGGGAUCUCUAUACAACCAGCAGACCUUGUCGAUACAUUGAUUCAUGCCGCUUUCGAAGUACACCAUGUAUCCACAUAUGAUGGUAGAGGGGCAGUCAUCUCCGAGCUCGACACAUCAACUUGGAACUCUCGCGGUAGCAUGCUACUCGCCACGCCCCGGACCUCAUAUUCCAGUCUCUCCUCCAAUAUCAAAGAAAAAUUGCACACAAGCAGAGAAAAGCGCCAUAUUGCCAAUUGUGAUGCAUGCAAGAAAGAGGAAAUCGAUGGACUCUCUAGACAUUCCACUUUGGCAGAGACUGGCAUCCAACACGAGAAAAUCACAUCGAAUGAGGCAUGGGAGAUCGAUCUUGAAGCUGGUCAUCGACGGCCUGAAAAUGUCUUGCGGUCAUCACCUGCUCUCAGUGGGACUCUAGCAGGCCAUAAAUACCCCCAAAUUCCUCCCCAAAUACCCGAAACCUCUGAAACGCCUCCACAAAGUCCACAUGGUGACGAAUUUUGUGCGCGAAUUAGUAUUGGAGGCAUGAGCUGCGCGUCAUGUGUCAAUAGCAUCACCGCGGCAAUUGAAGAACUUGAGUGUGUCAAACAAGUCACGGUCAAUCUUCUCACAAACAGUGCGGCAGUGGUGUUUGCUGGCCCUCGAGAGAACAUCGCAAUGAUCACGGGACAAAUAGAUGAUAUUGGAUUCGAAGCGUUUCCUGAUGAAGUAGAUAAAUUAAGUAUUCCCUUCAGUUCCGAAACACUCCCAACGGGAUUCGUCAGUGAUAUCGCAAUAACUGGUAUGACAUGUGGAUCCUGUGUUGGAUCCGUCACUCGGGGGUUAGAAGAGCUCCCCUUUGUCAAAGACGUCUCUGUGAACUUGUUGUCCCACAGUGGCAGAGUGGAGUUCGAAGAACGAGAACAACUGGACGACAUUGUGGAGAAAAUCGAGGAUCUUGGGUAUGAUGCCGUUGUCAUCAGUGUUCAUUCUCUAGCUGAGAGCAGCACGAAUGUAACUGCCAUGCAGGCGAGAACAACAUCCAUUCUUGUUGAUGGGAUGUUUUGCCAUCAUUGCCCAGAGAAGAUUCUCUCGUCCCUGGAGUCUCUUUCAAAUGUUACAGUGGAAGAGGCCCCCUCGGAGAAAAAUCCAAUACUCAAAGUGACAUAUAUCCCACAGCCACCUUCUUUGACUAUUCGGACAAUCAUUGCUACAAUUAAUGAAGCCAGCAGUGCUUUCAGUGCGAGUGUAUUCCACCCGCCAAGCAUCGAAGAACGCUCCCGUGCCAUGCAAUUACAUGAACGAAGCAAGCUAUUAUUACGUCUACUAUUUGUUUUCGCUGUGGCUAUACCGACUUUCUUGGUUGGUAUUGUAUUCAUGUCCCUCGUGCCCUCGGAAAACCCGAUUCGACACUAUUUGGAGCAGAAAAUCUGGUCUGGGAGCGUGACGCGCACAGAAUGGGCCCUUUUUAUUAUGUCGACACCUGUUAUGUUCUAUGGCACCGAUGUGUUCCACAUCCGAGCUAUGAAGGAAAUUCAUGCUUUGUGGCGCCCUGGAAGUCGAGUGCCAAUUUUGCGGAGGUUCUACCGCUUUGGUAGUAUGAAUCUCUUGAUUUCCGCAGGAACUGCAGUCGCCUACUUCUCCUCACUAGCGGUCCUCAUCGUUGAUGCCACAGUUGGGAAGAAAACAAGUGAGGCGAGCACGACUUAUUUUGACUCGGUAGUCUUCCUGACACUUUUCAUUCUUGCUGGGCGAUUUUUGGAGGCAUACAGCAAAGCUAAAACCGGAGAUGCAGUCUCAUCAUUGGGCAAACUUCGGCCCUCCGAGGCAUUGUUAGUACAUGAUAUCAAUGUUGAUUCUGUCGAUGCCGAUCGCAUGACCCGCAUCGGUGUUGAUCUUCUGGAAGUGGGCGAUAUUGUUCGCAUUCCACAUGGUGCCUCUCCCCCGGCCGAUGGUAUAGUUGUUGGCGAAGGAGCUUAUCAAUUCGACGAAAGCUCCUUGACUGGAGAGUCGCGCCCCGUCAAAAAACAAGUCGGCGACCAAGUUUUCACCGGCUCUGUAAAUGCUGGCCAACCUGUUCAAAUUAAAGUUACUGAGCUCGGCGGGUCAUCUAUGCUCGAUCAAAUCAUCGCUGUUGUACGCGAGGGCCAGAGCAAGCGUGCGCCACUUGAGAGAGUAGCAGAUUCCAUCACAUCUCACUUCGUGCCCGCAAUCACCUUGAUCGCUAUUCUAACUUUCGUCAUCUGGCUCGCUCUAGGCCACUCGGGAGCAUUGCCAGACGAUUAUUUGGAUAAUGCACAGGGAGGAUGGACUUUCUGGAGUCUUGAAUUUGCCAUUGCUGUCUUUGUGGUCGCUUGCCCCUGUGGACUGGCCCUAGCUGCGCCUACUGCCUUGUUUGUUGGUGGUGGUCUUGCAGCCAAACAUGGAAUUUUGGUCAAGGGUGGUGGUGAAGCAUUUCAAGAAGCCAGCCGCCUCAAUGCAAUCAUCUUUGACAAGACCGGUACUUUGACUGAGGGAGGAAGCUUGAAGGUCUCAGACCAUGAAGUAUUGAUCAACGAUGAUGAAGAUCUUCAAAAAGUUGCAUGGGCUCUUGCUCGCAAAAUGGAGGAGAGCAGCAACCACCCCAUCGCCCAAGCAAUUUCUGGUUUCUGUGAAUCAAAGCCCAAUGUCAAUAUUAUUACAUCUGACAUUCACGAAAUCAGCGGCCAAGGAAUGAAGGGAACCUUCACUGUGUCUGUCAACCAGACAGAGCACCAAUACGAAGCUGCCAUUGGCAACGAGCGACUCCUCAAUAGCGUCCUGCCUGACGGGGCUGACUCCUACUUUGUUUCAAAUUUGCUGUCUCGAUUCCAAACAGCAGGAAAGUCAACAGCUAUACUCUCACUGCGCCUUACCAAUCCCCAACCCUCCACACAAUCACCGUUUGUUCCCGCGGUCGUUUUUGCAACCUCCGAUACCAUCCGACCCGAGGCCAUGGGCGUGAUCUCCGAGCUCCAAAAGCGCCAUGUUGACGUCUAUAUGUGCACAGGAGACAACCAAACAACCGCGCACGCCGUCGCAGAUAUGUUAGGUAUCUCGCGAUCAAACGUCAUGGCCAACGUUCUCCCAGCAGAGAAAGCCAGUUUCGUCUCCAAGGUACAAGAUGGCUCAGUCAAGGGUCCGCACGAUCAGUCCACCGCGCGGCCCAUAGUUGCAUUUGUCGGUGAUGGCGUCAAUGAUUCUCCCGCACUCGCCACUGCAGAUGUGAGUAUAGCUAUGGCAUCCGGAUCGGACGUCGCGAUCAACUCUGCUAGUUUCAUUUUGCUCAAUUCGGACCUGAGCACCAUACUCCAGCUUGUACUUCUCAGUCGGCGGGUCUUCAUGCGUGUCAGAGUCAAUUUUUGUUGGGCUCUAGUCUAUAAUGUCUGUCUAAUUCCUGUGGCUGCUGGAGUCUUUUAUCCUAUUGUUAAUGGCCACCACCAGAAGACUAUCGGUGGUGAGCUGGUUACUGUCGCCGAUCACUGGAGACUUAGCCCGGUGUGGGCUGCUCUGGCAAUGGCGCUGAGCAGCAUCUCGGUCGUCUCGAGUAGUUUGGCGCUGAGAAUAGACAUGGAGAGUGUUAAGAAGUUUAUUGGGUUGAAGAAGUGA
Messenger RNA from Penicillium verhagenii, 3804 nucleotides. Its product is annotated as putative copper resistance-associated P-type ATPase. Gene Ontology annotation, molecular function: copper ion binding; ATP hydrolysis activity; ATP binding. NCBI's taxonomy places the organism in Eukaryota, Fungi, Ascomycota, Eurotiomycetes, Eurotiales, Aspergillaceae. Gene Ontology annotation, biological process: monoatomic cation transport; copper ion homeostasis. The record is from RefSeq and is a predicted model, not a curated record. The transcript has a single exon. The coding region runs from base 1 to 3804 and encodes 1267 amino acids. Gene Ontology annotation, cellular component: membrane.